Molecule: messenger RNA, 3327 nt
Organism: Saccostrea cuccullata (small rock oyster)
Lineage: Eukaryota; Metazoa; Mollusca; Bivalvia; Ostreida; Ostreidae
Product: ras-related protein Rab-14
Exons: 9
Coding region: 112-756 (214 amino acids)
Biological process (GO): defense response to bacterium; Golgi to endosome transport; endocytic recycling
Cellular component (GO): trans-Golgi network; Golgi apparatus; recycling endosome
Molecular function (GO): GTP binding; GTPase activity
Source: RefSeq, a predicted model, not a curated record
CAUAGGUGGCGCUACAAACACAUAUUCCGCCAUCUUGCUAUUGCUGAUUCACAACACUGUGUCUUUACAUCAAUAUUUCGAAUACUAGAGGAGGAGUCAAGGAGUAUAACCAUGGCGGCUGGCCCCUACAAUUACUCAUAUAUAUUUAAAUACAUCAUCAUCGGAGAUAUGGGUGUUGGAAAAUCUUGCCUUCUACACCAAUUUACAGAGAAAAAAUUUAUGGCAGACUGCCCACACACAAUAGGAGUUGAAUUCGGAACAAGAAUUAUAGAAGUAUCUGGACAGAAAAUUAAGUUACAGAUAUGGGAUACAGCUGGACAGGAGAGAUUCCGAGCGGUGACGAGGAGUUACUACCGAGGAGCAGCGGGGGCAUUAAUGGUCUAUGAUAUCACAAGGCGAAGCACAUACAACCAUUUAAGUAGUUGGCUAACUGAUGCAAGGAACUUAACAAAUCCCAACACAGUGAUAUUUUUAAUUGGUAAUAAGUCUGAUUUAGAAGCUCAAAGAGAUGUUACAUAUGAAGAGGCCAAGCAGUUUGCUGAUGAAAAUGGUCUCAUGUUCUUAGAAUGUAGUGCCAAAACGGGUGACAAUGUAGAAGAUGCAUUUUUAGAUACAGCAAAAAAGAUAUACCAGAAUAUACAGGAUGGAAGUUUGGACUUGAAUGCAGCUGAGUCAGGUGUGCAACACAAGCCAGCUACGCCCAGAAAUCCCAUAAACACAGACCAAGCCCCCAUUGAUAAGGGUUGUGCCUGUUGAUGACCCUGCCUCUGUCGUAGACGGGCAGAUAACUGUGUAUUCAUUCCAAGGAUGUGUGCAGCAUGGGUUCUUUUGAUCAAAAUUAUUCUCUUCUCCGGGCACCAAGGUGUGGAAGAUCAUCUGGUGGAGUAGUGAGAUUAUUAUCGAUAGAAUUUUCUUUAAAGGAUGAUUGUUAUGGAAUUAGGAGUUCUGUAACAACCUACAUUUGUGUAUUUAUAAUUCUAUUUAAACAAAAACAUGUGAUCGCAUGAUUGUAAAUUAUUAUUAUUAAAAUAUGGUACCUUUUUCAAUGAUAUGUAUGUACAUGGUGCAAUAUUUUUUUCUCCCUUAUCUUUUCUUUACUGAUGGAAUGAUUUUGAUCAUAGAAUACAUGCAUUGACUACUAUUCAUUUUAAAAUGAACAUGAGGUCAUAUUUAAAUUGUGUUUUAUUUUGGGACCUGGAAUGAUUGAAUACCGUGUGACAAUGUGUGAAAGGGGCGGGGAAUUUCCUGUAACAGAGUUGAGAAAACAUGUCAAAAUCUCUGUUGUGGAGUCAUUAGAUUGAAGUCAGUUGAUAGCGAUGAUGUGAUUGUUCUGUUAAUGUUAUUGUUUUGUUAACUUAUAUCAAAUAUUUUGUGUAUAUGUGUAUGUAUUUCCUCUGCUGUUGCACAUCAAAACUUAGUUAUAACAUUUUUUAGUUGAGGGUGGUAAAAGUAGGAUCUGAAUCGAGGAUGCACUUCAUGCACACUGUCAGAUGGAUAUUUUUUGCUGCAGCAAUUAGCAGUUAUGAAGCUUUUGUGAUAGAGAAGAAUAUCUUUAUUCGAUUUUUUCUUCAUUGGAUACAAAUGAAAAGGCACAGGUGUAUUGAGAAAGACAAAUUAAUGCAGAUACAUUAGGUUCAGUUACGGUAAAUGAUUACAAUGGAGAGUUUGCUAAGUUAUGUCUUGAUAGAUACUGAUACUGGUUAGGCAUGAUUAGAAUGUAUAUCUGAUCUUGUUUUGGGAGGGGGAUCAUCAGUUCAUUUUUACGUUACGAAGUUGGAGAAAAUUCUUGAUUGGUAACUGUAUCAUAAAGUUGGAAGUUGACCAAAUGAAAAGGAAAAAUAUCAAAUGUUGAUGGUAAACCAAUUGGAAUGAAGUUCUUGAUUUUGUAAAAGAAAAUGUUAAUAAAUUUUCAGAAAGGGUUAAGAAAUCUUUCAAUAGAAAGUCUUAUUAUCCUCUUAUUAUAACUUGGCUCACAAAGAAAUGAAGCAGGGAAAAUUUAAGACAAAGUCUGACAUAUUUUUGUUCAUUUUUACAGUUGGUUUCUUAAAUAUAUAAAAUAUUCUCCAUUGCAAAGUGUUGAUAAUAUCGUUUGUCAUCUAGGACCUUGGAUUUUCAAGUAAAACUAACAAACAGCAUUUAAAUAUACUGUUUCUAUAAUUCCGUAACAGUUUUGUGGAUAUUUGAAUAUAUGCAAAACAAUUGAUCAAGUGAAACCUGUACUGGUGGAUUAGUCCAAUACAAUGCUCUCAUCAAACAUCCUGAUUUUGCUUUAGAUUUAACAUUAACAUAAGCACAUUCUCUAAAAUUGACAUAUACCACACUUAAUUUUUCACUUGGUAAGGAAAAGGUCACUAAGUCAUUAUAAAUGUAAAUUUUUGGCUUAUUGGUCAACAUUUUUUUCUUGAAUUAAUUUACAAAUAAAAUGCAAAUAGUUCAUUGGAUGAACAUGCACAUCACAUGGGCAGGCCCAUAUAUUAUUUAACAUAUAAAAUUACUCAAAUCCAAAUUCUUAUAGAAAAAAAUCUGCUCAUACUGCUUUGAUGGACACAGGUGUACAUUUCAUGUAAAUACAAUAGCCAUGUAAAUUUUAUGUAGCAUGUGUAUCCACAUUGUCUUUCUAGCGUAGUUUGUAUAUGUGUCUUUAUUUUUUAUGCUUUUUGUGAUAUUGAGAAGAAUUUUUAAAGUAAUUCACAUUACAUAUCUCUGAUUGAUUUAUUCUGGUCUAAUUAAAAAAAGGAUACACAUUUGAAAUGUAUAUCAUCUGAACUUCAGAUCAAUUCUUGAUCGUUUAUUUGGUAUUUGGUGUUUAAAUUUCUUUUCCAAUUUUCCAAAAAACAAGUGCUGUAUUUUAUGAUUGUGCAUUUAUUGUAAGUGCUAUUCCCUUUUCAUUAAUAUCUCUUUCUGGUGACCAUAUUUACCAUCAGUUGAAACAAAUACCUUCCAUAAAAGUGAUUGAUUUAUUAGUGUAUUUAUUAUGUCCAUUAUCAAGAGGAACAUUCUGUGUUGGUAUAAUUUUGUAAAAAUUCAAUUUCCAAGCAGUUUGAUUUAACAUUAUUGACUGGUUCACCUUUUUUGUUUUUGACUCCAUUAUAAUCUUUUCCCCUCCACAACCUGUAAAUUUGUACCGACACAAGUUUAGGGCUUUAAUGGUUACUAAUUGCUUCUAAGAGAAACAAAUUGUAUUAAUAUAUAUGGUGUAGUCAGUUCAGAACUUAAAAUAUAAAAAAUUGUAACAAAUGAUGUGAUAACCUGUUGUAUGUAAUUCACCCUCACUCAUUUAAAGUAAUAUAUUGAAGUCAAAGGAAUAAAUUAUGAAAUAAUUCUGAA